AUGGCUGAAGAAAUCAGGAUUCUUGUACAAAAACGGUCAGUCAUCAAAGCUAAAUUAACAAGAUUUAGGACAUAUCUCGAUUCGUAUACAGCUAGACCCGAUAUACAGCAGUUGAGAGAGCGUUUAGCCAAGGUCAGAGAAUUAUGGGAUAAGUUCGAUGACAUACAGACGGAUAUAGAGCUACUUGAGCCUGACGGUGAGUUUGAGGAAAGAAGUGAGUUCGAGCAAUAUUAUUUUGAACUUGUAUCCAAGGCCGAACAACAUUGUGUUUCGUCGACUGUUACACGACCGACAAGCAAUGAUAAUAUAGAUACGAACCCUGUGCAGAAGCUACAAUAUUUGAAAUCGUGUUUGAAGGGCGAUGCUGCACAAAUCAUAGAGUCACUCGCGACAUCAGCCGAAAAUUACGAGAUUGCUUGGAAUCUGGUCGUGGAACGGUUCGACAAUAAGCGUAUAAUAAUACAGAAUCAUGUAAGGUCUUUAUUUGAAUUAUCAAACAUAGCCAAAGAGUCCUUGACAGGUUUGCGAGCGUUAAUGGACUUGAGGCACUUGCGAGCACUCAAAACUUUAGGUUUGCAGACCGAACAUUGGGAUGCGAUGCUGAUCCAGUUAAUAAUUUUUAAGGUAGACAGGAAUACGCACAAGGAGUGGGAGCGUUCAAUUGAUGGAACUGAAAUGCCCUCCUUGGAGGAUUUAUGGAAAUUUCUAAAGAACAAAUGCUAUGUACUAGAAAAUGUUGACGCUGGAUUUGUAUCGCAGUCCAAAGUUAGUGGAAGACUGCCAUUGAUGCGGGAUGCAAGAAAUAGUAAUGUUAGACAAUCGCAAAAUUGCAUGACCGUCCAGGAGAGGCAGCAGUGCCCGAUAUGUAAUGGAUCGCAUAAUGUAUAUAAGUGUGAGCAAUUGUUGCGUGCAAAUUGUGACGAAAGAAUAUCAUUAGUAAAAACAGCGCGUUUAUGCUUUAAUUGUUUGCGUCCUAAUCAUUCGGCGAACUUCUGUAGAUUUAGACCUUGCUCAAAGUGCAGACGCCGUCAUAAUGAUUUGUUACAUCGCAGUGAAAUUCGAGCGAUUUCGAACUCAGAAGAGAAACAUGAAAACGAUAUUGCAUCACAAAAGAGUCUGCAGGCAGUAGUUGCUUCACACGUACUUUUAUCUACUGCAUUAGUAAAAAUAUUUGACAAGUUUGGCAAUGCGUAUAAUUGUAGAAUUUUAUUGGACUCUGGUUCGCAAUCUAAUUUUAUUGUAAAUUCUUUAGUAGAGAAACUAAAACUGACAAAACGAAAAAUUAAUGUGCCGGUGUCGGGUUUUGGUCAAGCUCUUACGCAUAUUGAGCAUGCAGUAGAUGCAGAGAUACAGUCUAGGGAUGGUCGUCUUAAUUUAAAUUUGACUUUUCUCACGAUAGAUGAGAUAACGGAAUAUUUGCCAGCCAAGUAUAUUGAUAAAAGCAAACUAGAGAUACCGCGUAACAUAAGGCUAGCUGAUCCUGAAUUUUGUAAACCAUCGAGAAUAGAUGCGCUUAUUGGAGCAGAGACUUUCUUUCAUCUGUUGUGCGUGGGGCAAAUAAGGCUCAGCGGAGGCUCUAUCGUAUUGCAGAAAACUAAAUUUGGUUGGAUUAUUGGAGGUAGAAUUUAUGAUAGAGUACGAGAUGAUAAAGAAACGGUUUGUAAUAUAUUGAUUGAUAAGACGUCAUUACAAGUAGCUAAAUUUUGGGAGAUAGAGGAAUUAAGUGAUAUUAAACAUUUAUCAGAGGAAGAAAGGAACUGCGAAGCGCAUUUCAAAAAGUUUACCGUUAGAGAUGAAGAGGGUAGAUAUUGUGUCAGAUUACCCUUUAAAGGAAAUGUAAAUAAAUUAGGCGAUUCGUAUAAAAUGGCGGAGAAAAGAUUAUUCUCGAUGGAGCGACGACUAUUGUCAAACGAAGCUCAGCGUGCGGAAUAUUCACGUUUUUUACGCGAGUAUUGUGAAUUGGGACACAUGAUUGAGGUAACGAAUUGUAAUGCAGAGAAGUUGACAGAUGGUUAUUUCUUGCCUCAUCAUGCUGUGUUAAAAACUGAUAGUCUUACGACAAAAUUGAGAGUAGUGUUUGACGCUUCAGCCAGGUCAACCACUGGCGUUGCUUUAAACGACGUGCUUAUGUCGGGUCCGGUAUUGCAGGAGGAUGUAUUCUCUAUUGUCACGCGAUUUCGUUCAUAUUCAUAUGUAUUAACUGCGGACAUCGAAAAGAUGUUUCGACAGGUGCGUUUUCAUCAGGAAGAUACCAAAUAUCAAAGGAUAUUAUGA
This is a messenger RNA of Monomorium pharaonis (pharaoh ant), 2274 nucleotides long. RefSeq lists its product as uncharacterized. The coding region runs from base 1 to 2274 and encodes 757 amino acids. The record is from RefSeq and is a predicted model, not a curated record. Lineage: Eukaryota; Metazoa; Arthropoda; Insecta; Hymenoptera; Formicidae. The transcript is spliced from 2 exons.